AGACGUCAAAUGUGAUACGAAUGAAUGGUUAUAAUUUAGUCUGUGAUUGUUAUUGAACUUCUUGUGUUGUGUUAGCAACAGUGCUUUAAAAAUAAUUGUAUUGUACAAUAAACAGAUUAUUUUUAUACUCGUCGGAAGGUGGUCGUAUGCGAAAUGUUUCCACCGAGUCGCAUUCGGGGCUGCCUUCCAGUUAUAAACCCUUUGUUUCGACAGAAGCUACGGCCUCAUCGUCCGUUCCGUCAAACAUCUACGCUUCACAAUCAAACAAAGGCUUCUCAAAUACAGAAAACUAAAUGGAUGAAUCUCCGUUCGAUAAUAACACGUUGGGUGCCUCUCGGUAGUGUGAUUUACGUCGGUUGGUGUUACAUACGCGCAAGUAUCGACUAUGAAGUGUCUAAAAUCGAAAUUCGCUUCUACGAAAUGUUUCCAUUUCGCGUUACCAGUAGAUUGUGGGGUCGGAUUGCUGCAUGUGAACUACCAAUUUCGUUGAGAAGUUUCGUGUAUGGAACUUACGUGAAAAUGUUUAAUGUCAACAUGAACGAAGCGGCGAUUCCAGAUUUGACUUAUUACAAAAGUUUGUCAGCAUUUUUCACACGCCCUUUAAGAGAUGGGGCACGUUUUAUAUCACCGGCUCCAUGCGUAUCACCUUGCGAUGGUGUAGUUUUGAAUUGUGGUCCCGCCGAUACAGAUAAAAUAGAACAAGUAAAAGGUGUCACUUACAGCUUAGAAGAGUUCCUUGGGGACAAUAAAUGGUCCAAAAACAAAGGUACCAGUUAUUACGACUCUUUAAUAAUAAACAAAGAUAAUAUCUUACACCAGUGCAUAAUUUAUUUAGCACCCGGUGAUUAUCAUCGGUUCCAUUCUCCGUGUGACUGGACAUCGACGUUUAGACGGCACUUCUCCGGAAAACUUCUAUCGGUGAACCCGUGGAUGGCACGACUCAUCCCCGGUCUGUUCACGAUGAACGAACGAGCGGUUUAUGUUGGCGAGUGGAAGUAUGGCUUCUUUAGUAUGGCUGCUGUCGGUGCGACAAAUGUUGGUUCUAUAGAAAUAUACAAAGACCCACACCUGCAAACGAACACAAAAGGUAAACGCAACCGAAUCAAUGAACAGGAUCUCGGGCAACUAGAUAUAAAGAAAGGUGAAUUAUUCGGUCAAUUCAAUAUGGGUAGUACGAUAAUUUUAUUGUUUGAAGCUCCUAAAGAUUUUAAAUUUGAAUUUUCCGCUGGUGACAAAGUGUUAGUCGGUCAAGCUUUGUCGAUGGCAUCCAAAGAGCAGAUGAGAUGACCUGCUUAUAAAGAUCUAGCGCAAGCUGUGCAGUAUUUGCUUGUUUUAUAUGUUGUCUCGCUGUUGCUAUAAUGUCUUAUGAGAGAUCAGAGUGCCUCUUAAUGUACAAGAGGCAAUAAUUUGAAAUCAAUACUUGAUUAUAUGUGUUCUAUGUAAAAUAUUAACAAAUUAGCAGUUACGGUUUUCAGAAAGCUGUUUUUAUGAUGUCAACAUUAAGUUGAAGCCAUAAUCUUGUCGUUCAUAUUUUUAUUGAUUUGAAUAAUGUAGUGUUCGCAAAACUUUAUUUAAUUACUGUUAUAAAAAAACCAGAUGAUUAUAAAUAUGAAUAUUUAUAGAUAGUAAUCAAUAAUUGUUGCGCUAAUUCAAAUUCUAUAUUCAAGGAUAAAUGCAACAAAUCGGAUGUCACUUCAUCAAAAAAAAAGUUUAUAAUUUUAACCUCUACAGUGUUUAAGUAACGGUUUAGCGUCAGAUUAAAUUUACUUUAUUACAAUAUGAAUUCGGACUAACAUUAAAAUUGCAAAUUUAAUAUUAGUCCAAAUUCAUAUUAUACAGAGUAUAAGCAAACCUACUACCUUCUUUGAGUAAAUUAUACUGCCAUAGAACCUCAUACUAGGUUAACCUCUGCUAAGUGCUUGUUUAAUACCAAAUACCAAGUGCAGUCUCAGCGUUAAUUUACUCCGACGCUAAUCCUUGUUUAUUUAAAAACACUGCUAUUGUUUAAAAUGAAGAUUUCUUCUUAUCUAAUAGCCAACCUCACAGGAAUUAAUGUUCAAAAUUUGUAUUUGGCUAUCCUUGAAUACUGAAAAUUUUAUAUGUGUUAAUGACAAAUGACAUAAUUUUUAUGCAUGUUUAUAUAUCAGUCGCCAAUAAUGUCCAGCACGUGUAGCAUGACUAACUCGAGAAACCCUUUGUCUACACCUAAAUGUCACUUUUUCGGGUCGAGAGUGAGAUGUAUGAGCGCACCUGAGACAAGUGUGCUCACUUGAGCGAUUUGCUUUGUAGCGCUCGCAGACUUCACUGAUCCAGUUGUAAAACUCGAUUGCUAGAAAACUUACGAGUAACAUAACAAAUAACAUAAUACUUAACUUCCAAUAAUCUUUGACUUACAAUCGCCAUGAGUAACUGAAAUUGGUAAGAUUGCGAUAUGCCCUGUGGCUUUCCUAUCACCUCUUAUUGCAAUGUUUAAUCCAUGCAGCGAUCAGGGACGCGACCGCCUAACUCAUGGACGUAGCCGUCGUCGUAGCUAUAACCUACGCUUUAUAUGUUUUACACAUGAAUCUGUUGAUGUUGUUUUAAAAUUAAUUGUUUUUUUAUAUAUUUUAAACAAACGUUUUGGUUUGUUUUUCUUUUCGAAAUAGCAUUGUUUGUAUAAAUUCGGCAUUUUGUAAAUUUCGUUUAACUUUAAUAAUUCAGUUAACAAAAACAACCAAAAUGUUUGAUUAAAUAUGUAAAUAAUAAUAAACGAUUAAUUUUUGAAAUGGCUAACAAUUCGCCAGCGUAGGGAUCUGAGGAUCCUUUCCACUCUCUAUUCUAUACUUAAAGAUCCGUAUGCACCUGGAUAUUUGAAAUGUAAAUUUCAGUAUCUAGGUGCUUCUCACAGCCGUAAUCUUCGUUCAGACAGCAAACAAACUCUCAUUUUUCCUUCUCACCGGACAGGUUUCAUUUCCAAUUCAUUUUCGCUUCAAGCUA
Diatraea saccharalis (sugarcane borer) is the source of this 2976-nucleotide messenger RNA. NCBI's taxonomy places the organism in Eukaryota, Metazoa, Arthropoda, Insecta, Lepidoptera, Crambidae. The record is from the annotation of a GenBank genome assembly.